Mycena citricolor is the source of this 3983-nucleotide messenger RNA. Lineage: Eukaryota; Fungi; Basidiomycota; Agaricomycetes; Agaricales; Mycenaceae. The record is from the annotation of a GenBank genome assembly.
GUCCGAAAUCCCGAAACGUAACAAGACUUGCCUCCUCCACUCAUUCCCUCCAUGGCGGAGAAGGAUGCUACCGUCCGUCUCCGCCGCGCAGUCAAAGAGAACAAUCUCUUCAUCGUCAAGCGCCUCAUCCAAAGGACGGACAUGCGAAACCCCGACCCUGCUCCUCGUCGCUACACCUCGCUCGCUUGGGCGGCAGUGCUCGGCCAUGAGGAAACAUUCGAGUACCUGAUGUCCUCCGGACACGAUGACGCUGAACUCAGCAAGGAUUCGGAGAAUAACACCAUCCUCAUGAUUCUUGCCGACCAGAACUCCUCUUCUUCUCGACCGAAUAGUGCCGAAUUUAUGGGCGCUGCACUUCGAAUGGCUCGAAUGUACUACGACCGCUACCCGGACAUCCUCGAUUGGUCCAACGUGCAUGGGCGGACGGCGCUUCACACUGCAGCUCUCAAAGGACACGAAGAGCUGGCCAGGAUGCUCUGUGACUUUGGGGCGGACGUUGAUCUUUCGGACAAUAAGGGGAACACCCCAUUACACUACGCAAGUUCUUGGGGCCAUAUUGCCAUCGUACAGCUCCUUGUUGAGCGAGGUUGUCUGCAUGCAGCAAAGAACAACGAUGGGUUCACCGCUUCAGACUACGCCUACUCAUUCAGCACUAAAGAUACCCUGCAAGACACAGUCCGAUUGCAAUUCGAAAAUAACAAAAAGACCCGACGCGCGAUCUUUGCCCAGGCUGCAGCGCGUGCCAAUGGACAUACCAUACCGACACCAACUCAGCUGAAGGCGAGGGAUGUGAUACAAUCGCCGACACGGAUGCGAAGUGGUUCCGGGACGAGUCGGACCACGACAACUUCGGACAGCGGCGAAGUUGACAGUAAUGGCUUGGCACCAGGCAAUCGAAGCCAGUCAUCAUCUUCGUCGCCAUCGAAUGGACCGCAUCCGUAUCUCCUUCCUCAUGCUCCAUCGUCAAGCAAUGGGACAUAUUCCACCACAUCACCUUCCAAAAUGCGCGGAAACUCUCCAUUCAGCCAGCCACCGCCCGCGUCCACUCAAUCGCCGGUUUUGUCUCGGAUGCGAGAGAGAGAUGCAGAAGAAAGAGAGAAAUAUUACCGCACACGGUCUGGAAGCCAAGGAACCGCUUCGACAUCCAACGCCGAUAACAAUCACAGAAUGGUUCUUUCUUUUCUCCGGGACCCAUUGCGGAAGAAGAUGCUUCUCGUGUGGAGGGCAGUGGAUCUGUGACGCCCCGGCGACUGCGGCCAUCCGCGUCGGCUGCUCAGUUGCGAACACAUCCGGAGGCGCUCAACAUCAUCACUGCCGUCCCUUCAUCUACAGAGAGCCGGGUGCGUUCUGGGACGAAUCCGUUACCGACGCUUGGCCGCUCUUCUUCCAUAUCUAAUUCUCCGAGGACGAUCAACAGUGGCGAUCGAACGCUCUUCGAAGACUCGGAGAAUUACACUGGGCCGCCAAGCCAAUACGCGCAGUUUCCCGAACCGCCGCUUGCACAUCCCGAUGACAGCAGUACGCCAACUGCGGGACGGCGGCUGGCAUUUCAUCUACUUAACAAGCCGCCGUCUAGCGCAGACCCCCCGAAUCAUAGACGGGGUCUGUCAGCCACUUCAGUCCGCAGUCCCUGACCAUGUAACUCUAGUCUAUCUUUAUUACCCGCUUCCAUCCACCUGCUUUGUGUUGUUCACAUUGUACUACUUCUCCUUCAGUAUUUAUGUAUUUGCUACACCAGUGUAUACAUAUUACAUUCCAUAUAGCAUUUUCUCAUCUCCGGGGCCCGUUCAACCGGGUUCACCAACGUCGCCUGAAAGUCGGCCUAGUUGGACAGAUAUGGACUCGGACACGUGCUCAGAUCGCCUAAUUCCUCACCUGCUUGGAACGCGCUACCAUACAUAAGGCUGUCUCGCCUGGCGGAGCUUGCGUCCUUCCUACUAUGAUUCCUCCCGUCGCAGACCAAGAAGAUCCGACGACCCAGGUUCCCUGGCCGACUCGAUCCAAGCCCGGCGCGGCGCCAGCAGAAGGGGUUUCCCCUGAUGCAGUUCCUUCAGGGACCGAAUCCCCUGCCCCGGAGGACAGCACGAACACGAACGCUAGCAAGAACUCGGCGUCGGCCAAGCGACGACUGACGACGUGGAACCUCAUCACGCUGAGCAUUGCGAUGUGUGGGGCGCAGAUUGCGUGGACCGUGGAACUGGGCUACGGCACUCCGUUCCUCCUCAGCCUCGGUAUCUCGGAGCAGGUGACCUCAUUGGUGUGGCUAGCCGGGCCCAUCAGUGGAUUGAUUGCCCAGCCUGUCAUCGGCGCCAUCUCAGACUCGUCGACUUCAAAGUACCGGCGCCGGUUCUGGAUCGUGCUCUCCACGGUCGGACUGGUCGUCUCCACGUUCAUCCUCGCGUACUGUGAGGCGAUAGCUGCCUUCGUCAUCGACGCGUUCGACGUCGGCGAUGGAGACUGGGACAGCAAGCGCAAGCGUUGGGUCGCGAAUACAGCUAUCGGAAUCGCUGUGUUCUGCUUUUACAUCCUCGAUUUCGCACUGAACGCGCUGCAAGCUUCGCUGAGAAAUCUGCUGCUCGACGUCGCUCCUGCUGCCCAAUUGAACUCUGGCAAUGCGUGGCACGGGAGGAUGACCAAUGCCGGGAACAUCAUAGGCUUCGGCUUCGGGUUCCUUCCCUUGGCUGACUUCCUCUGAUUCGUUUGCUGGGUGGUACCCAGUUCCGCAAAUUCUGUGUGAUCUGCGUUAUCAUCCUUGUGGUCACUGUCUGGAUAACCUGUUAUUGCCAUGAAGAGCAGGAGAGGAAAGACGUACAGAAGUCGAAGGGAACGGCGAAAGAGGUUUUCGAGAAUGUCAAGACCGCGAUCGUCAAUCUGCCUCGACCGAUCAGACGUGUCUGCUACGUGCAACUGUUUGCGUUUAUGGGAUGGUUCCCAUUCCUUUUCUAUGCGACGACCUAUGUGGGCCAAGUGAUGGCCCAGCAGCUGGAUGCAGAGCCCGAUCUCGAUCUUGCCACUCGGAAGGGAGAGUUGGCCAUGUUGUUCUACAGUAUCGUUGCUGUUGUGUCGGGCACCAUCCUGCCGCAUUUGGCGAACAGAGAUCGGCGGCUGAUGGCGCAUCAAGGAGAUGAUGAUGCGGACGCUGAGUUGCUUCGUAUCCAGGAGACUGUCCGACAGUGGAAGGUGGAUGCUGCCCGACGAGGCCGGCCGCUCAAGCUCCCUGUUAUGCCUUUCCUGCUGCGGAAUAUCUGGACUGGUGCUUUGCUGCUGUUCACGGUGUUGACUUUAUCCACGUUCUUCGUCAAGACUGUUGCUCAAGCGACGGUGUUCAUCAGUCUGAUCGGAAUUUGCUGGUCAGUGGCUAUGUGGGCUCCGUUUGCAAUCAUCAUGGAGCUAUUGAAAGACUUGUCAUCUCCGCCGCCGUUACAGCGCCGGCCAUCGCACAGUCGAACUGUGUCUGGGCCGGCAGCUUUCAUUCGUAGACACGACGACGAGCGCCAGCCGUUGCUGUUGGCGCGUCGGAGAUCGGUUGAUGCCCUCGACGUCACUGUCGACGACGACGAAGUCCCCGCUGCGGCCCGCGUUGCCGGCGGGACCAUUCUCGGGGUGCACAACCUUGCCAUUGUCGCGCCGCAAUUCAUCGUGGCGAUCAUGACUAGCAUCAUCUUCCGAUUGGCCGAUGGCCCAGCUGAGGCUCCCGGAGAAGACUCGACGUAUUACGGCAAGAACGGCGUUGCGUGGAUCCUCCGCUUCGGAGGACUCUGCACGCUUUUCGGGGCGAUGCUGGCCCGCAAGGUGGCCCCGACGCCCACAGAAAAGGCGAUGAGAAGGCGGCUGGGAGAGAUGAUGCUCCUGCGCGAGGAAGCGCAUCUGUAAGUGCACGGGAUUCGGAAAUGGACAAUUUUUGGUUGUAAGGGUCGAUAUUCAUCAUUUUUCAUGUCACAAUACAUAGUGCGUAAUCCCAGUUGUCCCUGUUUCGAGUCGCG